CGGCGACCUCGCCCUUGCUCACCAUCGCUCACCUCCAUCGCACGUCGCCUCCUGAACUAUGUCUUCUCCUGCACCCCCUCAACUGUCUCCCCCGUCAAGCCCUGAACCGCCAGCAGCACACACCGUCAACUGUCAUGCCGUCAUGAUCAGUUAUGUCAAGCCUGACAAGGCUGGGAAGAAAGGGAAGUCUUCGACGGCGUCGAAGAAGCACGAGAAGACGAAGGAGUUUGCGUUUGCUCCGAGCAGCAUGACAUACCUUGUCUUCUUGCAGAAGGCUCUGGAUAGCCAUGGCUUGGCGAAGUAUCAGGUCUCUGCGAUGCGCAAUCGCUUUGCAUUCCGAUACAACCACAAGCCGAUGACGAAGACCAACUUCCUUGACGUUGACACGGAGAAGGAGUAUAAGGAGCUCUGCAAGAAGCUCAUGGCAGACAAGCCCAACAUCUCGUCGCUCAGGAUCACGUUUGAGCUCAGUGAGGUUGAGAAGAAGUGUGUCCGCAUGGGCAAUCGUGAUGAUGGAGGCGAGAGUGAUGGCAGGAGUGCCCAGUCGGAUGACGAUGAGGAUGGCACUACGGGAAAGCGGCUCCGUGAGGAGGACAUCAGUGACCAUGAGCGGCGCUUGGCUGAGAACCGCUUGAAGCUCAUGAAGCAAUGGGGUAACAAGAACACCGGCGAGGUGAACUUCAUCCGCCCGGACGGCAGCACUCUGCUGUUGACACCCACGCUGAUGCGCACAUGGUGCGAGGCUAUAGUUGAAGCAAAGGCGAGCAUCUACCAGCCUCCACCGGUGCAGCCGUUCAUGGCGGCUAUCAAUUCUGUGAGCCUCAGUUCAGUGUCCAUGCCUGUCCCAGCCCCUGUUUCAGCCCCUGUGGCUCCAGCACAGAGCGAUGUCAGCGCUAUGGCAGAGAUACUGCGGCUGGUGGUCGGUUCCAAGGCAUCAUCGGAGGUUCCGCAGACGCCUCAGAAACGUCACAAGCGCCCUCCGAGUGCCUCGGACAUUGACCAUUUCCUUGCGUACCUGGGGACUCAUCCUGAACAUGGGAUUGUAGACCCAUGGCAGCUCCGUGACCUGCUCAAUGAGACAGAGGCUGGGCCUGACGUGCUUGCCCAGCUUGAGCUUCGGGAUCUCACGCAUAGUCCAAUGAAGCUCAAGCUAGGCAGUGCCCAGCGUCUGAAGCUGGGUGCUCAGGCAUGGCUUGCUGAACCUGAUGGCUCCCGGAAGAUUCCUCGCCUUGACAUUCCCAGUGCCACUCACUCGGACUUCGAUCCUUCUGCUUCAUUGGCUUCUGGGUCACGUAUUGUGCCUGAGCCUGAGGAAACUGUCCGUCUUGUCAAGUACGAGCAUAAGUUUGCUGACGGUGGAGGCCGGCGCUGGAGUGGACCACCCCCUAGGCGCCUGGAGGAGCGUGAGGAUCCACCAGACAGGAAAGGUGAUACGGUGUGGUACUUCAGUGAUAUCCUACAAAUAUGGGUUGAGGUUCCAGUAGGAUUUGUUGAACAAGGGGAUGAGGGAGAUUGGUUGUAGAUUUUAUAGUAGUGACCAUGCCUGCAUUACAGUAUCCAUAUUGGUGUCUCUGUGAAGCUACAUGUAGCCAGAUGCCCUAUACCAUCCUGCAGCCAUUUGUGGAGUAAUCCCUAUGCAUGCCUGAGCAAUUGUCAAC
Messenger RNA from Rhodofomes roseus, 1658 nucleotides. RefSeq lists its product as uncharacterized. The transcript is spliced from 5 exons. The record is from RefSeq and is a predicted model, not a curated record. NCBI's taxonomy places the organism in Eukaryota, Fungi, Basidiomycota, Agaricomycetes, Polyporales, Fomitopsidaceae. The coding region runs from base 59 to 1522 and encodes 487 amino acids.